AUGAAGAACGCGGAGAUCGUCCGCCUUCUCUACAACAACCCCACUAAAACGGAGCGCACAUGCACCAUUUGCAACGAAGUGGUUAAGCAGAAAAAGAAUGCAGGCUACACGAAUCUGAUAAAUCAUUUAGAAGGGCACCAUGCUCGGUUUCAAGCAGUCGCUGAAGAGUUCGUAGCUGACAACAUGGAGACCAACAAAGCCAUCGCACGGAGAGUCGAUGUCCCUCUUGUAGGGUGCGCUGCGCAUCGUUUCAAUCUCGCUGUACGAGAGCGUCUGCAGCCGCACAUGAAACUCAUUUAA
Phytophthora nicotianae INRA-310 is the source of this 300-nucleotide messenger RNA. RefSeq lists its product as hypothetical. Bases 1 to 300 code for a protein of 99 amino acids. The transcript has 2 exons. NCBI's taxonomy places the organism in Eukaryota, Oomycota, Peronosporomycetes, Peronosporales, Peronosporaceae. The record is from RefSeq and is a predicted model, not a curated record.